Messenger RNA from Triticum dicoccoides, 1089 nucleotides. Its product is annotated as phosphatidylinositol transfer protein 3-like. The transcript has 3 exons. Bases 29 to 766 code for a protein of 245 amino acids. The record is from RefSeq and is a predicted model, not a curated record. Lineage: Eukaryota; Viridiplantae; Streptophyta; Magnoliopsida; Poales; Poaceae.
CACAUCGAGCGCCACCGUUUCAGCAGCAAUGGACUACAGUACUGAAGAUGAGCACCAACACGGCCAUGGCCAUGGCGACGGUGACGACGCGGCGGAGUGGAAGAAGGUGGCGGAGCUGAGGGCCGUCGUCGAGGCCCAGGACCCCGCUGCCAAGGAGGAGGAUGACUUUUCGCUGCGACGAUUCCUGCGUGCCCGGGACCACAACAUCGGCAAGGUGUCGGCCAUGCUCCUCCAGUACCUUUCCUGGAAGCGUGUUGCCAAGCCCCAUGGCUCCAUCUCGGCCGACGAGGUGCGCGACGAGAUUGCAAAGGAUAGAGUCCGCAUGCAGGGCUUCGACCGUCUCAAUCGCCCCAUGGCGUAUCUCUAUGGUGCACGACAUUUCCCUGCCCGGCGUGACCUUGACGAGUUCAAGCGCUAUGUCACCUAUGUCCUUGAUAAAAUUUGCACUAGGUUGCCUGUGGGGCAAGAGAAGUUUGCAGCGGUGAUAGACAUGAAGGGGUGGGGAUAUGCGAAUUGUGACAUCCGGGGUUACGUGGCGGCAUUGGAAAUCAUGCAGGGCUACUACCCGGAGCGCCUUGGCCGGGUGUUCCUGAUCCACGUGCCCUACAUGUUCAUGGCGGCAUGGAAGAUGGUGUACCCGUUCAUUGACGACCGAACCAGAAAGAAGUUUGUGUUCGUCACUAAUAAGGACCUCAAAUCCACGCUCCAGGGCGCCAUUGACGAGUCCCAGCUCCCCGAGGAGUACGGUGGCAAGCUGAAGCUUUAGGGCUACAACAAUUCACUGUAGUCCAAAUCCAUCUGAUGAUUGGAUGAUCAUGAUCACUACCUGAAGAUGCAAUUAAGGGUCCACACUCCGACACGCCAUCGACGAGUCCCAGCUCCCCGAUUAGUACGACGGCAAGUUGACACUCUAGGGAUAUCAAAGUUCACGAUCGUCUAAGUCAUUUAGACGGUCGGUCGAUGGCGAUCACUAGCUAACAUAUGAAAUUAAGGGUGUGCCGGAACUGCCAAGUGAACCUAAGAUCAGUGACAAUCCUUUUAAAGCAGGGGAACGUCUUGCCGCUUAUACUACACAUAAGUCACAUGUAC